This is a messenger RNA of Chiroxiphia lanceolata (lance-tailed manakin), 4925 nucleotides long. RefSeq names its product hyaluronan binding protein 4 (gene HABP4). Lineage: Eukaryota; Metazoa; Chordata; Aves; Passeriformes; Pipridae. Gene Ontology annotation, molecular function: RNA binding. Gene Ontology annotation, biological process: positive regulation of translational initiation; positive regulation of RNA splicing. Bases 35 to 1162 code for a protein of 375 amino acids. Gene Ontology annotation, cellular component: nucleus; cytoplasm. The transcript is spliced from 7 exons. The record is from RefSeq and is a predicted model, not a curated record.
GGCUGCCGGGGCGGGAGAGGCGCCCCCGCGCACGAUGAAGGGGGCGGUGGGCAGCGCGGUGGGCAGCGCGGUGGCCGCCGUCACGCAGGAGAGCUUCGGCUGCACCGUCGCCAAUCGCUUCUACCAGCUCCUGGACGACGACUCGGACCCCUUCGACAUCCUGCGCGAGGCCGAGCGCCGCCAGCAGCAGCAGCAGCGCAAGAAGCGCGAGGAGGCGGCGGCGGGCAGAGCCGUGCCCGGCGGCAGAGCCGUGCCCGGCGGCAGGAGGGAGAGCCAGAAGGAGCGCAGGCAGCCGGGGUGCUCCGCGGCCGCCGCCGAGCCGCCACUGACAGGCCAGAAGCGACCGCCUUGGUGGGGAGAACAGCAAGGCUUCAGCAACAGAGGAGCAGGGGUGAAACAGGACAAGGCUGCGUGGAGACCAUCUUUCUGGGAAUACCGUCCUGAUGGAGCACAAAGACAAGUGGAAUUCCAAGUGGAAAAGGAAAAAAAUCUUACUGGUUGUCAUCUUUGUAGGCCAGUGGAAAGAUUAGACUGUGAAAGACCAACAAGAGGUCGUGGUGGAGGACGAGGUGGAAUGCGAGGUAGAGGAAGAGGUGGUAGAAUAAACAGAAGUUUUGGUGGCUUUGACCAAAGAGGAAAACGUGAAUUUGAAAGAAAGAGGGGGAAUGACAAAAGUGGGAUGGAACAGGCUGCACCUAUGGAAGAGACUGUAGAAACUGCUGAACAGCCAGGGACAUCUGAAGGAGACCCUCUGAGCAAAGCUGCUGAAGCAGAGCCAGUGGAAGAAGUAGUUCAAGAAAUGACAUUAGAUGAGUGGAAAAGUCUUCAGCAACAGAAUCGACCAAAGCCUGAAUUCAACAUCCGGAAGCCAGAAUCCACUGUUCCUUCCAAAGCAGUGGUGAUUCACAAGUCAAAAUAUAGCCAUGAUUUGCAAAAAGAAGCCUUUGAAUAUGAUUCUCCUGUCUUUCGAAAAGUGGUGAAUGACAUCACAUCUCAGCUGGAUAUUAAUUUUGGGAGCCUUCCUCGCCCUGGCUGUGGAUCAAGAGGGGCACGAGGUGGUCGUGGCGGAAGAGUUGGAGAGAUCAGACCUCAAUCAAAAGCAGUGGUGCAGCCUGUGGCUCCAAAUCCUGAUGAUCCUGAGGAUUUUCCAGCUUUGGCUUGAAGAACCACCAGGAAUGGUGGCCUCCCAAAGUAGCUUUGGAGUAGCUGUGAAGAGACCAGUUUUAUGCUGGGUGGGGAUAAAGGAAGCCUGUUUCCUUGUGGGAAAGUUGUUUAGGUGUUUGGUGUGAAAUGAUUGCAGCUGUCUGCUAAUAGAGGCGGGUCCUACAAAUAUGGGUGGACUGGGAUCCUGCGGCAGGUCCCAGUGUCUCCUUUGUUAGAGCUGUGGGAAGGCUCACAGGACUUCACUACCAGGCUUCAAAUGAAGUUAAAGGGAACAGUGUUUUUACAAAAUGUAUAUAUAUAGAGAUUCUAUCAAGUUCUCCAUGCCACCAUGGUGAAAUGUGAACUGUACAACACGGUCUACAAUUGAGACUCUUUCACUGUACAUUUGAAAGCUGAUUUUCUUUGAGUGAAGUGUAUAUUUCAGACAGUCACGAGCUGCAGUUCUUAGCUUGGCAAAUAAAGGAAAGUGCUCAUUGGUUUGGUGUUGAGGUAUUAUUUUAAAAAGUCAGAGUGGUAGAAUGAAGCUUUUGCUAUUUGGAUGUCGUCUGGAACAAAAUAAGAAACAAACAAAAGACCCCAAAAAACCCCACCAACCACCACCCCCCCAACAAAAAACCCCCAACCAACCAACCAAAAACUCAAUCAAAAAAACCCCCACCAAACCCAAACCUCAAACAGCAGUCUUUACAUCUCUCUAAAUGAAAGUGAUCUGUAAAAUUAAGGCACACAGAUGCUUUUUGUUUGAUAAGUCCCACUUCAGUACCAAGAUAUAAUCUGCAACUACUUUGAAGAUGUUGAAAUUUCAGUACAGUAAGAAUUUUGAGCUAAAGACAGAACUAAAUUGUUAAGGAAGCUUUUGAUUCCAGCAGGAGCAACUACAAACUAAAAUGUUUCCUGCCUUACCAAGAAGUUUGUGACAUUGGGGAGAAAUGGAAUGUUCCUUCAUUGCAGCUUUAACACACUUCCUCACCUGAGCCUCACUUGUUUCCUGUCCAAGGGGAUGCUCAGAACCAUUCUGGGAGAUCUGAGAGAAACAAGGAAAUAGUGCCAGAAGCAAUGACAGAAAAAAAAAUGAGUGGAUGACCACACUGGACAUUUUGGAAGUAGCUCACAGGAGUCUUCAAAUGCAUUGAACUCAUUCUUUCUGUUUACUAGGAAAGCAGAUUAAUACAACCUUUCAUUUUUUCCAGUUCUCUACCUCACUUCUAAGCAGUCUACUUAGAAAGCAAAUGAGAUGAGACUUAAAAGGAAAAAAAUGUUUUGCUUUGGAGUAAGCUCUAGGAGUACUCAGCAACUUAAAAGACUUAUCUCACUGAUAAGGCUUUGCACAAGCAGGAGAAAAUCAUCCUAGAAAGACUACAGACUUUUCUGUAUGCUCCAAACAUAGGGUCUGCAGAGUAGUUCAGCCCAAAGGAUUUUUUUUUUCUUGCAUUUGUUAAAUUACUUACAUGACAAUUUGCUAUAACAUGAGAUUUCAUGUUCUACAAGGAGUUCAUUUUAGUAGCAGAGAGAUACUCUGACAACUUGUAGUAGAAAGAGUGCGCAAAAGCAGACCAGGUGCUGGUGUAAGAGGAAUCCAUGUUGCUGCUAUUUGACUAAUUGAACUGGAUGAAAUAAUAUACGUGACUCCUUCACCUUGUAGGAAAAGUUGCUACAUGAAAUCAGUGCAGUUUAAAAUUUAACUGCUGCUGCCCUUUUCCCAGGCAGUGAGUUUCUGCCAAAAAUGGCAAUUUACUGAUUGUGGAAUAUAAGUGAUUUUGUCUGUGGGGGUCAUGGAAUAUAUUUGCUUGUUCUUCCCUGCCUGUUCCACUUUUCCAUUGGACAGGAAAAUGUCUCUGAAUUUUUAUUUACACUUUUACUUGCAGGAGUGAGUGUAUGUAUAGACAUAGAGAGCUUCUUUGCAAGGCUUGCUUCUAUUUUCCAUCCUGUGUUGGAAGUGUAGCCUCCUCUUCUCCCAGUACCUCUUUUUCCUAAGGAAAGCAGUGAAAUAUUUAACAGUAACCCUCUCUUUUUCUACCAAAAAAUUGAAACUUUUGGUGUGCUAAUGGGCUGAAUCUGGUGUAAUCUAGUUCAGUUCUGACUGUUCUCUGUGAAGGCUGAAAGAGUUGUUUUAUAUUUCAGGCUGUUUCCUGCUGCUGCAAAGUUACUGUUUGUUCCUCCAACUUUGAUCUGCUUUUCCAAACAGAAUGACAAAUAGGUUCUUUGGGGAAUGCUUUAAAGUACUUGUCAAAGUGUAUCUGUGUAAUCAACUUUUAGUUCAGCAGAGUGUUAGAAAAACACCUGGUUACAAAAAAAAAAAAAAAAAAAAAAAAAAGCUUGUUACAAGUCUGUUUAAGUAAAAACCAGAACAAACCGACCAAAACUAGAACCCCAAACUUCGUGAGAAUGAGUGUUAGUGUAGUUGAUCACUGCUUAAAAAUGAAGUUUCUUAGAGAAGUGACAUGUGACAAUUCUGCUUUUCAGUCUGUCCGACUUGAUUGUGGCCUCAGAGCUUCUCUAGUUGAUGGUAUAUCCAAGUGUAGAGAAGGAAUCAUUAAUUGUAAGUGGUGACAGUGAUGCAAUUCUUUUGUGACAAGAGAACAGUAAAUCUCAGCCAUCUGUCACAUUUAAGGUACCAAAAUAGCUGUCUCUGUUAAGCACAUCUCUGCUGCUAACAGCCACUCCUGGUUUAGCUUUACUCCUUCCUGUAAAGCAAUUGGGAGCAGGCGUAAAUAAUAAUAAUAAAUACUAAAUAAAUAAUAAAUACUACUGCGCAAGCACUAGUAAACAUAUACACAAGCACCCUGAGACUGUGUUGCAGAUCUGAGUCACGUUACUCUUCAAUGGAUUAAUACAGUGAGUGGCUCAGGAGAAACUAAAGCAUUUCAGCUUCCAGUUUGAGAUUAAUCAAGUUUGCAAAGAGAGGAAUUCCCCUCUCUCCAGGGCUGUUGUUUAUAUGUGAUAGUGUUGAUGUGAAUCAUAGGUGGUACUGUGGUUUAAGAUUGUCAAGAAUAUAUUAAUAUGAAAGUGCCUUUAGAGGAAAGAGGAAUGUCUGUACUUAAAAGUAUCAAAGAAUGAAGAAAAAUACUCAGAAGGACCUGAGUUGAUAAAUAGGCAUAUUGGGCAAUUUGAGCUCAUGGGAAAUAAGCUUUCAGCUCUGGUUAAACCUGUUUUUAUGAAAACAGGCCUUAGGGUAUGAGCAUCCUUUGGGCCCAAACCCCAAAUCCAUAGCCCUAGUACAUUUAUGUAAUUAAAAGUACUCUUGCACAAUUUUUGAGUAAUUUUUUCUUUCUUUCAGAGCUGUCACUGGCACAUACACAAGAAAAUAACUGUAUAUAUAUACACACAUAUAUAUAGUCUUCAAAGUAAUGCAACAUUGACUCAUUGUCAUUCAAUCAGCAGUUGAAUGUGAAACGUGGUUACUUUGCACAAAAAGUACAUUUCAGUCACCGAAUAACAGGCAUGAAAUUAGAACUUUUUCAGUAACACACUGAACAAGAACAGUUUGUGCUUGAAAGUGGAACCUUCAGUCUUUGGAAGAAGUAACACUUUGUGUUAAUCAAAGUGACUUACACUUUGAUUGCUACUUAGAAUUUAAUUUGAAAUACAUUAUUAUAUCUUCAGCAGAAUUUUAUUGGUCUGCAAACAAAUGCCUUCUGAAGAUGUGAUCCAAUGACUGUUGCAGAGAGAUGGUUGUGUCUCCAGAGCAGCUUUAGAUGCUGUAUCACAUUUAAGGACAGUGUUUGUUAUGCUUGAGACAAACUAGCCCUUAAUAAAUUGAA